Emiliania huxleyi CCMP1516 is the source of this 1545-nucleotide messenger RNA. RefSeq lists its product as hypothetical. Gene Ontology annotation, cellular component: plasma membrane. The transcript has a single exon. The coding region runs from base 1 to 1545 and encodes 514 amino acids. The record is from RefSeq and is a predicted model, not a curated record. NCBI's taxonomy places the organism in Eukaryota, Haptophyta, Isochrysidales, Noelaerhabdaceae.
AUGGAGACGGCCAGCAAAGAAGCAAAUCUGGAGGAUGGGGCAGAGGUGAAGACAGAUGCCGUCAGGACCGACACAGACCCGCCGAAGCCUGGGUGUCUCGCCCGGGCGUCGACUGAGCUAACCACCGCUGAUUGGCUCGCAGUCUGGGUCGGCCUGCUCUGCUUUUUGCCUCUUCUGCCGCUCGCUCUGCUCGUGGUCCCAGGUCCUGAGACUGAAGCCGACCCGGUGCGCGUCAAAUAUUUGCUGCCUCAGCCCAUGGACUGGGCCUCGGAUCCUUUUGCUUCGUGGGAUCAAUACAACGCCACCUUGACCUGGCCGCUCCUCGCACUGAUGGGCGCGACCUAUUGGGUCUACCUGCGCCUGACGGGGAAGCUUGGAAAGACGGCACCGAUUAGGUACCUCGUUGGCUUCAUCGUGGUGUCCCUGUUGGGCACCGGGUGCCUCUGGCUUGGGCGGUACACGAAGCUCUCAUCUUUUGGGGUGUCUUACGCCAUCUACGCCAUAUUCAUUGGCAUGUUCCUUGGCAAUGUUGCCGAGCUGUCGCCGUCGCUCAGCGCGGCGGCUGAUAAGUGGCUGCUGCCGGUGGCGAAGGACGGAGAGUUUAUGAUCAAGAUCGCGCUGGUGCUUUACGCGAAGUCCUACGGCGUCAUCUGGUCCAUCGGCCUCCCUGGCAUUAUCGUUGGCUGGGUAGGCUCUCCGCUCGCCGUGAUGGCGGGCUGGUUCAUUGGCACACGGCUGCUGGGGAUGGACAAUCGCGCUCAGGUCAUGCUACUCUCCGUUGGCGCCGCCUGGUGUGGCGCGUCGGGCAUGGCGGCGGUGCAGCCCAUCGUCGGCGCCACCGGCGACGAGCUCACGCUCUGCAUCUCCAUCGUCGUCCUAUUCACGUUAGCCUUCCAGCUCCUACAGCCGUAUUUCGCAAUCUGGGCGGACAUGGAUGACGCUGUCGCCGGCGCGUGGAUUGGCGCGUCGGUUGACCAGACCGGCAACGUCCUCGUCUCGGCUGCGAUCGUGAGCGACGAGGCAACCGAGGUGGGCGGCGUGGUGAAGAUGAUCCUGAACGCCGGCCUCGGCUUCAUCUGCCUCGGCAUCGCAAUCUUUUGGUCGCUGGAGGACGCCAAGCGCGCGAGCCGCCAGUCCGCGACGCCGGCCCGCGCCGGCCUAGGCAUGCUAUGGCAAAAAUUUCCCAAAUUCGUCUUGGGGUUCCUGCUGCUGUCGCUGAUCGUGACGCUGCUGGAAAGCCCUCUCGCGGGCACCGCCGCUGGGGUGGCCAUACCACGCGCCUGCUCGAGCCUGAGCACGUGGUGGAUGUGCAUCGCCUUCAUCAACAUCGGCAUCACCACCUCCUGCAGCAAGCUGUUCAAGGGGGUCACCAGCGGCGGCGGGGCCAUCGUGAAGCUCUACCUGCUCGCCAACACGGUGGAUAUUGCGCUCGGUCUUGGCCUCGCCUACGUGUGCUUUGGCGGCAACAAGGGGGCGGCGUCGGAUCCGAGCGCCUCCGCCCGAGGCGGCUUCUCGUACGUGGCUGCAGAGGUGAAGCAAAUGUAG